GUCCAGAUGACAAGCAGAGGGGGGCAGUAAUGUAUCUAAUACGCUGAAUGCUAAAGCGAAGCGCCGUUAAAACCCAAAAGAAGAAGAAAAAAGGUCCCGCCCAUCACGACGCUUGAAAACGACGUCAAGAAAGUAAACAACAGCAUGUCGCACAGACAGACUCAAUCAAGAGAAAUGAACGGUCGAGCGGACGUUGAAGUUGACUACAAGCGGAAAUACAAAACUCUCAAACGAAAAUUAAAAUUUCUUGUUUACGAACAGGAAUGCUUUCAGGAGGAGCUGAGGAGAGCACAGAGAAAACUUCUCAAAGUUUCCAGGGACAAAAGCUUCCUUCUGGACAGACUGCUGCAGUAUGAGAGGGUAGAUGAAGACUCCUCAGAUUCAGAUGCAACAGUUUCUUCAGAAAAUAGUGAAGGAGAAGGCCCCAGGGAGAGGGAAAGAGAACGAGAUGGAGCAAAGAAGCGAAGAAGUAGUCCUGGGGCAUGUCUUCCUUCAUCAUCCUCCCCUCAUCUCUCCCUGCUGUCCCGUCCUGGUGUAAAUGCCCUACAGCCAUCAAGCUCUGGACCCUACCUCAACACCAUGCCCUUCCCACCAGAGUAUUUGGCUCCCCCAGCUGAACGAAUGAAGAAAGAGAGAAAAACAAAGACGCCUAAAAACAAGAGAGAGACUACAGGGAAGGUUGUUGCCCCAAUGGCAGCUAAUUACCCGUCAGCCCCUGCGGCCCCUCCAGCAGCCAGUGGCCCCUUCAGCUGGGUUCCCAGACAGAUGCUUAGCGGAGAUGCAGCUGAGGAGGAGGGAGAGAGCGAUGGUGACAGCGACAGAGGAGAUGAAGACAGAGGGGAGGGAGAUGAGGCUGAACUGGUCAUUGACAUCCCUAAUGAGUGAGCCUGAAUGUGUGUUUUAGGUGUGUGUGUGUGUGUGUGUGUGUGUGUGUGUGUGUGUGUGUGUGUGUGUGUGUGUGUGUGUGUGUGUGUGUGUGUGUGUGUGUGUGUGUGUGUGUGUGUGUGUGUGUGUGUGUGUGUGUGUGUGUGUGUGUGUGUGUGUGUGUGUGUGUGUGUGUGUGUGUGUGUGUGUGUGUUUUCUGUAUUCAGUAGCCCAUUACACAUUGUCAAUUAAAUGGAGUGCCAAGCUCCCCCCUGUGGACUUUUGCUUAAUUGCAGUAUCACUGCACUGUCAAAACUAUCUCCCAGAUAAAUCUGGUUUUCCAAUAUUAUGCUAAAAAUAAAUCUGUUAUAAUAUUACAGUCACUGCUACUGGGAUUAUUACUUUUAAAACAGUUUUGAGCUGCCUGCUGAUUAUUGUCGACAAACUGUGACUACAACUCGGUAUGUCCUGCACAAAGAGAGCUUUUGUCUGUUAUUUGUUUUACAUUGUCCAAACACCAUCGCAGACUUGGUAUUAUAUAAAUACUGCAGUCCAUUAAAGCUGUUUAAGUACAAUACAGAUGUUUCAAAUGUUACGUCUUUAUUGCUUUUUACCGGAAGUUUUUUAAUUUGUACUUCUAUGUUAAUGUUUUUUCAAACAAAUUGUUAAAAAUCAAAGCUACUUCAUGUUAAAUGAGAUUUAUUAUUAUCGCACCUAUCAAAUUGUGUGUGUCAGAGAAUAAAUCAUCAAUCAUUUCAGAUGACUUCAGAGACUAAAAGUUUUUGUUUAACAUUAAA
This is a messenger RNA of Sander lucioperca (pikeperch), 1661 nucleotides long. It is a transcript of the gene ino80e, whose product is annotated as INO80 complex subunit E. The record is from RefSeq and is a predicted model, not a curated record. Gene Ontology annotation, biological process: chromatin remodeling. NCBI's taxonomy places the organism in Eukaryota, Metazoa, Chordata, Actinopteri, Perciformes, Percidae. Gene Ontology annotation, cellular component: nucleus; Ino80 complex. The coding region runs from base 145 to 885 and encodes 246 amino acids. The transcript has 8 exons.